AUGAAAUUUAAUCAGAGAAUUGUUCUCUUUGUAGCAGUACUGUCAGCUGUCUUUCCAGUUAUCGACACCUGUUCGAGUCAACAGAGAAGAAAAAAUUCAUCUGUAAACCCUGUGCGAUCACCAACAGCGCCACCUACGAUAUUCAGUGAUUGCAGUACAAUCUACAGCAGUGUUUACUGCCUCAAUGGUGGAAGAUGCUUCAACUAUACAAUUGGGCAUCUCCAUUUGCCGGCCUGCCAAUGCCCCGAGGGCUUUAUGGGGGAACGCUGUGAGCUCAAGUAUCUGAGUUCUAUUGCUCUGGCCGAUGCCCGAAUGGUUGCCUUUGUUGGUGUCGCCAUAUUAUCAAUAGGGGUUGCUCUACUUACACUACUCAGUGCACUCUCUCCUGCAGGCGGACAGUGGUAGUUCCAUCUGUCACUUUUUUUUUGACAAACUUUGUUUUGGCCCCUUGGCAGGCUCAAAAAUGCCAAAAACCGACUGUUAACAUUAUGUACUUUUUUCUCAUUAUCUCAUUUACUAUUUGCCCUGUUUUGUGCGCAACAUUUAGUUUUAAAAAACAUUAUGUACUAUAUAGCAAAAUAUAUAAAUUAUACAUAGUA
This is a messenger RNA of Phlebotomus papatasi, 599 nucleotides long. Its product is annotated as U18-myrmicitoxin-Mri1a-like. The transcript has 2 exons. The coding region runs from base 1 to 405 and encodes 134 amino acids. Lineage: Eukaryota; Metazoa; Arthropoda; Insecta; Diptera; Psychodidae. Gene Ontology annotation, molecular function: epidermal growth factor receptor binding; receptor ligand activity. The record is from RefSeq and is a predicted model, not a curated record. Gene Ontology annotation, biological process: epidermal growth factor receptor signaling pathway.